This is a messenger RNA of Bacidia gigantensis, 720 nucleotides long. RefSeq lists its product as uncharacterized. Gene Ontology annotation, biological process: protein import into mitochondrial matrix. Lineage: Eukaryota; Fungi; Ascomycota; Lecanoromycetes; Lecanorales; Ramalinaceae. The transcript has 2 exons. Bases 1 to 720 code for a protein of 239 amino acids. The record is from RefSeq and is a predicted model, not a curated record. Gene Ontology annotation, cellular component: TIM23 mitochondrial import inner membrane translocase complex.
AUGGCUAUAACAAAGCCAAUCUAUACUACAGCUCUCCGUGGUCCCCGCCUUUUCAACUUGGGGCGCUCUUGGAUAGCGACGCCCUCUGCUUUGGACGCGCAGCUCCCUCACUUGCGACGUAUUGACGGAAUCAAAAGCUAUACAACUCAGUCCCGGAAACAAAUUACAGUGGUCAAUGAUGAUGGAAGCGUAUCCUGGAAGAGCCUGACGACCGGGGAGAAAGUGGCCCGAACUGCUCAACAAACAGGCAACGCAACCAUCAUCGCUGCUGGAGUUGCAGGACUUAUCAUUGUCAUCUACCUUAUGAAGGAUGAAGUGUUUGGAUCAAAUAGUAAAACAAGGCGAUUCAAUCAAGUUGUGAAUCGUAUAAGAGCUGAUCCCAAAGCGCUGGAGCUGCUUGGGUCAAGGACUACCAUCAAAGCAUAUGGUGAGCCGACAACAAAUAAAAGGCCAUUUGCAAGACCAAUAGCAAGCGAUGUAUCCAAGGACUCAACGGGUAUAGAGCACUUCCGUAUGCACUUCAAUGUUGAGGGGUCAGAGCGGAAAGGCGUCGUUCAGCUACAUAUGGUGAAGGGGCCUGGUCAGUCAGACUUUGAGUACAGGUUCCUUGCCUUGGAUGUACCGGGCUUUCCUAGAUACUAUCUGGAAAACGCUUCAACAGAUACAGGUACGAAGAAGAAAGCCGCCGGUUUGAGGAUGCUAGGUGUUCAGUGGAGAUGA